Messenger RNA from Sorghum bicolor (sorghum), 615 nucleotides. RefSeq lists its product as uncharacterized. Gene Ontology annotation, biological process: proton motive force-driven ATP synthesis. The record is from RefSeq and is a predicted model, not a curated record. Gene Ontology annotation, molecular function: proton transmembrane transporter activity. The transcript has 3 exons. Bases 114 to 269 code for a protein of 51 amino acids. Lineage: Eukaryota; Viridiplantae; Streptophyta; Magnoliopsida; Poales; Poaceae.
CCCGCCACAACCUCCUCUUCUCCCCUGCGACAAAGACGACGCAAGCCCUCGCCUCUCCCAACUCCUCCAAACCCUCGCCGACUCAGAUCCAGCUGCCCCGCGCCGCCGUCGCCAUGCCUUUCACUCCGGGCCCCUACUCCGGCGUCAGCACCCUCGCCCUUGUGGCCAGGGCGUCUGCCUUCAGCGUCGGUGUCGUCUACGGGAGCAUCAAGCUCUCAAUCCUCAAGGCAACAAAACCUAAAAAGGAGGAAGCACAUGCUCAUCACUAAGCAUGGCAGGGCUGCUACAUGUUAAUUCCUAUGGAAGGAUGUUAUAAAUUGGCAUUGCACCCUUUUCUCCAUACGUGCAACUUGGUUUAUGAUUUGUGGAUCUCUUGUCUGUAACACCUGCGAGUUACCUUAGGUUUGUGUCAUAAUAAAUUCUUAUCCAAUGACUUGAAAUCAGGAAGGAAGGGGAAAAAAAUUAAAGAACCCAACUUUUGUUUUGUGAGGUUGCAAAGUUAGGACAUGGCCUCUUGAAUUUCGGUCAUGAGGAUCGGCCUUGCCGAUUCUGUUUUGUUGCGACGAUGUGCAAUGGAUGGUUUGUGCGGAAUGAUGGCACUUAUUGUUUUCGUAA